Molecule: messenger RNA, 3493 nt
Organism: Actinia tenebrosa (Australian red waratah sea anemone)
Lineage: Eukaryota; Metazoa; Cnidaria; Anthozoa; Actiniaria; Actiniidae
Product: A-type voltage-gated potassium channel KCND3-like
Biological process (GO): potassium ion transmembrane transport; action potential; protein homooligomerization
Cellular component (GO): membrane; voltage-gated potassium channel complex
Molecular function (GO): voltage-gated potassium channel activity; protein binding
Source: RefSeq, a predicted model, not a curated record
AACAGGGAUCAUCACGAGGUUCCAGAAUGUUCAAUUGAUUAAAAAUUYUUGAAAAUUUAAAAUGAAUUUUAUUCAAAACAAUGUGGAACUGCCACCAUUGACGUCAGACUAAUCAACAACCGCGUGAGAUUUUUUCCCGUUAUUGUUUUCAAGAAUAGAAUUCUCCCUCCUGGGUCCACAGACGUUAUCUAGUCUAUGUUUCGGAAAUGAGGUUUGAAAAAUUCAAUCUUACUUGAAGUCAAGGGUCUUUCCUCUUUGGAGAUGUUGCUUCCUUGUCCUUAAUGACAUUGAUAUCGAAGUCGACAUAUCUAGUGGUAUUCUAGUUCCUCACGAUGGACAGUUUUAUAGUCUAGUACUUGCGUGAUCGCCGUGGAUACCUGGCAGACUCAAGAUCUCCUGCCAAGCCUUAACAGUUGAUAUGCAGUAUGAUCAGUAUCAGUGCUUCGCGGACUGCUUAUUCCCGUCAUUCGCCUGUCCAGAGAAGGACAAAGACACGCCCUACACAAACAUUAGCAAAGACCCAGCACGUCAAGCCUAGUGGGGUCAAGGUCAUCAUUAAUGUUGGUGGACGCAAAUUUGUCACGUGGAAAGAUACUUUGCAACGUUUUCCAAAUACUUUACUGGGAAAUGAAAAACUGUCCUCUAAAUUUUAUGACCAGAGUAGGGGAGAGUAUUUCAUUGACAGAGAUCCGCAUUUGUUUCGUUAUAUAUUGAAUUAUUAUCGGAAUGGCAAGCUACAUCGUUCCAUCGAUGACUGCAACGAGAGUUUCGAGGAAGAGCUUAUUUUUUACGGUAUAGCACCUCAAGAGAUUCACGACUGCUGUUUCGACGAGGAUCAAGAGGAGGAACAGCAAAAUCAAGAAAAAAUAAGACAACAGGCUGAAGAAGCAAACAAACCAGUUUACGUCCCUAAAACAUGGUUUGGCAAAAUUAGGAACUGUAUUUGGAGGACACUUGAAGGGGAAAUUGAAAGCGGUAUAGGAAAUGUCAUUGGUAUGGGAUUUAUUUAUUUCGUUGGUUUGUUCAUCAUUCUUAGUAUAUUUACAACAGUUUACGAGACUGUACCCUGCACCGAUGGAAUCAAAGCAUGUGAAGAAAGAACUUAUAUUCUUGACCUUUUGGACUUGAUUUGCAUUGGUGUGUUUUCUUUUGAGUUUGGGCUUCGUGUUUUGGUUUGUCCUGAUUACAACGCAUUUGUUAGGACUCCCAUGAACCUUAUUGACUUCUUUUCAAUUCUACCGUUCUAUGCACGACUUCUUCUUCAGUCAGUAGUUGGCUCCAACCUGGAAGCAUUUAUCGUGCUCAGAGUUUUGAGAAUUUUUCGAGUCUUCAAAUUAUCGCGGCACUCCAAAAGACUUCAAAGAUUUGGAGCUGCUAUUGGGUCUUGUUUUCAAGACUUAAUGUCUCUUACCUUUGUUCUUCUUGUUGCGGUGUUGUUAUUUUCGAGUUUUAUAUAUUUUAUCGAGAAAGGUGCAGUGGAAGGGAUGUUCACCAGUAUUCCAGAUAGUAUGUGGUACACUAUCGUCACCAUGAUCACAUUAGGUUACGGUGACAUGGUACCUUCUACUGUACCAGGCCAACUUCUUGGUGCAAUGUGUUGUAUAUCUGGAGUAAUACUUAUUGCUCUGCCAAUCCCCAUCAUUCAGGAAAAGGACAUCUUUAAGAAGAAUAUGAUAAACGUCUAUGAUGUAGAUGACUUGCGAAAGAAAAUUGAAAAAAUGAAAAAGGAAAACGGGAAUGAAAAUGAAAAUGGAUAAGUAAUUCGUCGAAUCUUCUUUGCAUUAUCUGCUGUUAUGUACAUGCAAUGGCUCACGAUUGCUCGAGUCCGAUUGCCAUGGAUACGGAGCACCCAAUAAGAUACACGAUGAAUGUCCAACCCUUACACAUCCUUGUGGAAGGUUCUUGGAUUCAUGCGGAUAAAAUUAACCCGAAACUGGAGUGUGUUUUAUGAUUCAAUGGCAGCAAUAACUACAAAGGAUUGGUUUAUAUAUUUAAGCUUAUAAUUUGUCCCGGUUCGUAUUAUAUCGUACAUUACGAUUGGACAUCAAGGAUUGGUCUAUACAUUAGAGCUCAUGAUUGGUUCGUAUUCUAUCGAACAUUACGAUUGGACGAUGAAAGAUUGGUUUUAUAUCAGUCCAAGCUUCUGAUCGGUUUGUAUUCUAUCAAGCAUUAAGAUUUGUUGAAUAUGGGACAUUCUGCGAUAGAUCGAAUCAAAGAUAUAAAAGAUCGAUUAUCAACUGCAUACUUGCUAAAACUGCUUAAAUCUAAAUACCUAUUUUCUAUACUUUUGAAUGGAUUUGUCGACUUCUUCCGUAGAGGGAGUUUUGGAAAUGACUCGAAAAUAUUUUUACUUUAAUGAACGUGUUCUACCUUUAAUGACAUUCCUAUUUACCAUGCUUUUUUCAAAAUAAUUUUGUUGUCAAAAUUUUGAAAUCCUUACUAAUUGAUAAUUGAAAAUAUCUUUUUGUAUUUGUUAAGGACGUCGCACACUAUGUGGGCUUGCAGGAAGGACAUGAAAUUGGGACAGGUUGGUCCUUUCAUGCACUACCAUUUGGCCAAAAGAGAGGUUGUGAUGAUAAUGCGAUGAAUGACGAGUUUUUUACUAGUUCCGCGUUUUGCAGCGGAGUUUGUAAAGAGCAUAAACAAGAUAUGGAAAAUGAAAAUGGGUCACUUUGUUCCCCACUUCAUGAUAUCCAUGUUCAAACCAGUUUGAAUUAAUGCAGGGACAUAGGUUUGACUUUCUAUUGUCUCACGGGCAGGGAAUCAACUAUUCUUGCUUAAGGAUGUUCCUACUUCAGGUCCCCUUAGUUUGCGACGACCUUUUAUGAUAAUAGCUGAACUAGAUCUAUAUUUUUAUUGACUUUAACUUCUAAUAAUUCUUAAAUCCUUCUUUCUUCAUCCAUGCAUUCGUACGUUCGUCUCUCGCUUGGUUCUCUGUCCUCCUCUAUGUGUAUCUGACUGCACGUGCUGACUGUGUGGCUCCCUUUUAGGCAGCAAGUCAGUAAGCAAGUCAGUCAGUCAGUCAGUCAGUCUGACUGUCUGUCUAUAGUUAAUGUUUACGUCGUUCUGCAAAUGCUUUGUUGGUCUAUCUAUUCUUUCAUUCGUCCUACUAGUAUCUACUUACUUUGACGAAGGACUAGCGUCCGAAACGUCAGUAAGUUUUUUCAUCUUUUCACGGUGUAUAAUCUACCUUUUUCAUCAUUACUUAGCCUUUUCACUGUUUUUCUGAUUACCUUCCUUAUUCUUCUUAAAAUAAUAUAGACCAGAACUGGACCCCCUGUGUCUAAUGUUUUACGCGCACAAUAUAAGUAGUACAAAAUUAUGUACUGAUUGAGAUACACGCGUGAUUCAGAUCAGAAAUAAACUGAAAUAAGUUUAGGUCCAGUUCUGGACUACUCAUAAUAUAAUACUAUUGAGUGUUUGAGUUUGCCAUUAUAUUUCGUAAUGGUUAUUAUUAUAUAAUUACCAAUGAAAUAUCUAUUUUUCUCUAUUU